AUGUCAACAAACACAUCAAACAACAUCAUAGAUUAUAAACACAUUCUACUUUUAAGAUUAUUAAAUAACAAAUAUAUCAGAAUACAAAUUUUCGAAAAUGUAGUUGACAUUCAUAGAAUAAUGUGUGUCGAAUCUUUCAAAUGGGACAUGUUAAAACCAAAAAUCAUUUUAAAAUAUAAUUUGAUAGAUAGAUUUGAAUCAGAGUACAAACAAUUCCUCCAGAAUCACAAGGACAAAUCGAAAAAAGAUCGAUUAAAAUUCUAUAUUUAUGAGUGGUCAACUCUUGUCAAGUUGGGACAUUUCGAAUUGGCUAAGUCAAUCUAUACCAAUAUAAAGGACUACUAUUCUAAAAUCUAUACGCUUGUGUCUUAUUACGAUAUCAAUCAAAUGUACAAUAAAACAGUCGAAAAUGCAUGUUUGGAGGGUGACAUGGCAAUACUCAGAUUUCUGCACAACGAUUGUGUACCGAAAACGAAAUGGAGUCAGAAAUGUCUAUCGUUGGCAGCGGUCAAGAGUGAUGUAGAAGUACUCCUAUUCCUUUUAAAGGGAGGGCAGGCAUCCAACUUGUUUGACAACAUUUUCAAUACCGCUGCAUCACAUGGUAAUCUCAGUUUUCUCAAAUGGUACUACGACAAUAGGAUUGUCGAAAGGAUGUCAACUGAUCUUCAUCUCAGACUGGCAUCGAUUGGUGGACACUUGGAAACAGUCAAAUUCUUGUUGGAUCGUGAUAAAGAGUCGGUAGUAUCCGAUCUUACAAUGGUUUGUUCUAUAAACAAUGGACAUCCAGAUGUAUUUAAACUUAUGUAUCAAAGAAGAGGUUGUGAAUGUAAUCACUAUUCUCUGAGACAGAUUGUCGAUAGCCAGAAUGUAGAUCUCAUCGAAUUCUUAUAUCAACAUCGAUCGGAGAAAUUGGGUGAUCCGUUCCAACACUAUAGAUCUGAUCGAUUCUUCAAAGCGAUUGAAAUGAACAACUCAAAGAUGUUGGAGAUAUUCAUAAGAGAGACAGUCAAUUUUUGUUUUAGCGAAUUGCUUAUCAAAGCCGCAGCAAGUUUGUCAACUUUAAGAAUGUUAAAGUUUAUCUAUGAUCUUUGGAUCAAAAACAACAAAAAGAUAACAUCAACAAAAAAGAAUAUAGUAACAAAGAUCAUUUUAAAACUAGAAUUGUUAAAAGAACAAUAUAACAAUGAUAAUAAUAAUAAUCAUCAUGAAGAAUCAAACUUUUCAUUUGACGAAAUCAUUAAUAGUUUGAAAUCACUAAAUAAUAAAGAUAUGACAUCAACUAAUUAA
Heterostelium album PN500 is the source of this 1287-nucleotide messenger RNA. RefSeq lists its product as uncharacterized. The record is from RefSeq and is a predicted model, not a curated record. Lineage: Eukaryota; Evosea; Eumycetozoa; Acytosteliales; Acytosteliaceae. Bases 1 to 1287 code for a protein of 428 amino acids. The transcript has a single exon.